AUGAAGGUCAAUCUGAUGAGAUAUUGCUCCGAUUCAACGACUGCAGUGCGACACGUAUCUCCGAGCGCUCGCGGCUCCCAGUUCCUGGAAACAUAUGGCAUUUCAGGAGACCAAGAGCCCUUUCAGAGUCUUGGGGUGGAGGCCGGCAACGCCGAAGGUCCCAAUGAGGUGCUCGCAUGGCUCAUUGAAGAGGGCAGGUCGCUGUCCUGGGUAGUCGCCGCUAGCACGACCGCCAAGUCCCUCGUCGGUAUGGCCAACAGUACGCGGCACAUGAGAACAUCGGGUAGCAGCGUUGCAACGCAAUUGUCACACCUGCAGGCAGCAAUAACGCCAAGUCGUCGGGGCCGUCUUUCAUAA
Messenger RNA from Purpureocillium takamizusanense, 357 nucleotides. RefSeq lists its product as uncharacterized. NCBI's taxonomy places the organism in Eukaryota, Fungi, Ascomycota, Sordariomycetes, Hypocreales, Ophiocordycipitaceae. The transcript has a single exon. The record is from RefSeq and is a predicted model, not a curated record. The coding region runs from base 1 to 357 and encodes 118 amino acids.